AGCCAGCUGUGCUGAGCCAAAGAGGAUGUUAGCUGACCUAGCAUUAGCUAGGUAGGAAUCUGAGUUGUGUAGUUCACGACCAUGGAACAAAGUUAGCAUUAUGACCGGUGGGAAAGUUUUAAGUUACAAACAAAAGCGGAGCUCCCUCCCUGUUGUUUUUGCUGCAGGGCGUCUGGUGGAGAGGAUGAGUUCGGGCCGGGGAGCGAGGAGGAAAGCUGGCAGGCAGCAGCCCACCGAUGUGGAGGCCUUUGACCCGGAAGUGGUUGCAGAGGUCAGAGAACUCUUCAAUAAAGUCAGGACAUACAUCAAACCGGCCAAUGGGGAGUGGUAUAUCCCUGACCCCAGCGAAGCACUGAGACACUCGGCCCAGGACCACGUCCUCCUGCAGACCCUGAAGACGUCUCUAAAUGAGGUGAAGAACCGACUUAGCGAUAAGGAUCUGGAAGUCUGGCACCAGCAUACCAAUUCCACAAACCGUGCUGGGAAGGUCAUUGCUACUGUGCGAGCUGCCGCCAAUGCCGAGAUCUGCACUCAGGCCUGGUGCAAGUUCUAUGAGAUCCUGGGCACCUUCAACCUUCUGCCAGAGGAGGCGUUGGAGAGCGGUGAGCUGAACACUGUUCACCUGUGUGAGGCUCCAGGGGCCUUCAUCACCGCUCUGAACCACUACCUCAAAACCAGCGAGCACACGCGCUACUGUGACUGGAGUUGGGCAGCCAACACACUCAACCCCUACCACGAGGCCAACGGAGGCGGCACCACCAUCACAGACGACCGCCUCAUCGCCAACACGCUGCCCUGGUGGUUCUUUGGCUCAGACAAUACAGGAGACAUCAUGAGCCAGAAGCACCUGCUGGAGCUGCAGGGCUUUGUGGGUAACAUGCGCCGUAUUGACGUGGUGACGGCGGACGGGAGCUUUGACUGCCAGGGGAACCCUGAUGAGCAGGAGGCCCUGGUGGCGUCGCUGCACUACUGCGAGGCUGCGGCCGCACUCUUCCUUCUGGGCCCAGGUGGCUCGUUUGUACUGAAGAUGUUUACUAUGUAUGAGCACUCCUCCGUCUGCCUGCUCUACCUGUUAAACUGCUGCUUCCGCUCCGUCAGCAUCUUCAAACCGGCCACCAGCAAGGCAGGGAACUCUGAGGUGUACGUUGUCUGUCUGCACUACAAUGGUAAGGAGGCUGUGAGGCCCCUGCUGUCCAAGCUGAUCCGUCACUACGGGCCGGACCUGGCUGCCCGUGAGGCCCUGUUCCCCAGCCGGCUCCUCCCACAGUCGUUCCUGGCGCAACAUGAGCAGGCGUGCUCCUACUUCCAUGCCCUGCAGACAGGGACGAUUGGGGAAAACCUGAGAUUGUUUGAGGGCCUGAAUAAGAAGCAGAGGCAACGACUGGAAUACAUCAGGGACUGCACUGCUCAUGAGUACCUGCAGCGCUUCCAGGUGAGUUCUCUGCCGCGGGCCCGCUGGUUGUCUCGUAACACAGUGGCCCCAGCGUGUUGCAGCGUUACGGGUCGGAGGCCCCUGGGCCAGAAGAAUCAGAUGGGCUCCUUUAACCAGCGGAGGGAGCUGCAGGCCCUGGGCUGGAAGGAGCGUGUUGGGAAGGGCAGCUAUGCUGCCUGGGUGGAAGGGCACUGCCCCGAGGACACGGGGGCAGGCUGUGUGCUGGCAGGGCCGCUGGAAGAAUGCCACAUGGACACCUGGUUUGUGGUAGUGGGGGCGGCCCUCCCUGCAGUCAGGAACUCACCAUUCUGUGAUGGGGGUCUGUUGAACCACCUCAAUGAAGCCUUGGAGCAGGCUGCCCUAGGCUCAGGCAUCGAUGGGUCAGCUGCCUGGACUCUGGUCCCUCCCUGUAGCUCCUGCCCAAUGGUUGGUACCACCUCCAUCCUCUCAGAGGUGGCAGCCCUAUGUGACAUCACUCCCUGCAAUGGCGAGGGAAACAGAAAGUGCCUAGUCUUUGGCAGAGCGUCGUGGUGGGGGGAUUGUGAGGAGCAGGCUGGGGGGUUGGCGCUGGAGUUCUAUUCGAAGCCCUCGUUCCCACCUACGGGCUGCACUACUCUGCAUGACGGGGAGCCGCAGUAUCAGAGAGACCUGCUGGACUGCGUCCUGCUCUCCCUGCACCGCAUGGGACCCGGCAACGCCCUCAUCCUGCCCCUCCUCUCCGCCUUCACCCGCGUAACCGCGGCAACCGUCCUUUGCCUCCACCUGUCCUUCCGCUCCGUCACCUUCAGGUGUCCUUCUCCUCCAGGUGCUGCGGGGGCGGUGCUGGUAUGUGUGGGGUUCUGUCCAGAGGCUGCCGCUCGACUCCUUCCCCACCUCAGUGACCUGCAGGAGCGUAUGGGCUGCCCUGCCAGGGAUGAGGAGGACACUGACAGUCUGCCUCUUGGUGGCCAGAGACAGCUACUGCAGUUUGUUCCCAUGGAGGAGCUGCUCAAAGGAAAGCUGGCAGAGUUCCUGUGGACCAUGAACUCUGCCAUCGCCCGUCAACGGCUGCACCUGCUCAUGCAGGCUUAGCUGGGGUCAACAGAGGGGCUCUGGGGCUCUCCGGUGUAUUGUACCAUAGCCUGGUCCGAAAACAAGCAUUGCUCCCCCUAAACUUAAUCCCAUCCGGUCCCUUCAGAUCUGUAUCACAGAAGUGGGAAGGGGGUGUUUUCAGACCUUGCAACUUUCAUUAUUUAUUAUUAUUUGUUCCCUAUUUUGAUGAAAAAUUAGAGGCAAGCAAUGCGGUAAAGGAAAUCUAUUUGAUAUCUUUGAUUGGUGCUGUGAUGAUCAGACAUUGAUCAGACAUUCAAGGCCUAACUGACUUUUUUGAACAAUGAAUCUGUUCAAAUUAGGACAACAUUUGGUCACAUUUCCCUGGGUCUCUGAACUAAUGUCUUUUUAAGACAGCACAAUGAAUCCUAUACUGCUAAUUCAAGUUAUUUGAAGUAAAAAAUGCAUUUCAUAAUAGUUUCACUAUUAAAUAAAAAAAUUAUCAUGCAGUUUGUUAGGAGUUAAAAAGUAUUUUUGUGUCAUUUUCCUGAAACUGUCUAACCAGAAGUGACUAAAUACACUAUAUGACCAAAAGUAUGUGGACACCUGCUUGUCGAACAUCUCAUUUUAAAAUCAUGGACAUUAAUAUGG
Messenger RNA from Coregonus clupeaformis (lake whitefish), 3112 nucleotides. RefSeq names its product cap-specific mRNA (nucleoside-2'-O-)-methyltransferase 2. Gene Ontology annotation, molecular function: methyltransferase cap1 activity. The record is from RefSeq and is a predicted model, not a curated record. NCBI's taxonomy places the organism in Eukaryota, Metazoa, Chordata, Actinopteri, Salmoniformes, Salmonidae. Gene Ontology annotation, cellular component: cytoplasm; nucleus. Gene Ontology annotation, biological process: 7-methylguanosine mRNA capping. The transcript is spliced from 3 exons. The coding region runs from base 101 to 2503 and encodes 800 amino acids.